UGAAAUUCUAAAGUUUGCAAAAAUGUCAAUAACUAAUGAUGUCUUGUCGUCAAACAGUGGAGAUCUACCAUUGCCGAAGAUAAACUCCUCGCUUAGAAUCUUCGAGAAGCCACAAAUAAGGCUUGAUUGUGACUCGGAAAAUGGCAUUAAAGUUGCACCCUUGACUAUUUUCUAUGAUGGGAAGAUUGCGGUUUAUGAUGUCUCCACUGAGAAGGCGGCAAAUAUUCUAAAGUUUAUAGAAAGGGAUGCAUUUUCAUCUAAAAAUCAAUUUUCCGUGGGAUCAUUAAGUGGAGAUCUAGACAUGGCAAGGAGAAACUUUAUGCUUGGAGUUUUGGAGAAUCAAAAAGAGAGGUUUUGCCCUUCGAGAUUCGGCAUGAAAAUUGCGCCUCUGACUAUUUUCUACAAUGAAAAAGUUACAGUUUUCGAAGUCUUCAGUGAAAAGGUGGAUGGAGUUCUAAAGUUCGCAGAAUCGUCAAAACAGCCAUUGUUUGUGAAAACCUUAAGCGAAGAUGUACCAUUGGCAACAAGAAAAUCAUCAGUUAAAUUCUUGGAAAAGCGAAAAGAGAGGAUGACUAUGGUGUCACCUUAUGGUAUUCCCCAUGUUGACCCUGGAAACAAGAAUUAGCAGAAGAUGUUAAUGGUAUACAUAUAUCAUAUAUGUAUGUCAUUUUUGUAU
This is a messenger RNA of Solanum tuberosum (potato), 676 nucleotides long. Its product is annotated as protein TIFY 3A-like. Gene Ontology annotation, cellular component: nucleus. The transcript is spliced from 9 exons. Bases 23 to 625 code for a protein of 200 amino acids. The record is from RefSeq and is a predicted model, not a curated record. Gene Ontology annotation, biological process: regulation of jasmonic acid mediated signaling pathway; regulation of defense response; response to wounding. NCBI's taxonomy places the organism in Eukaryota, Viridiplantae, Streptophyta, Magnoliopsida, Solanales, Solanaceae.